Molecule: messenger RNA, 1841 nt
Organism: Brassica rapa (field mustard)
Lineage: Eukaryota; Viridiplantae; Streptophyta; Magnoliopsida; Brassicales; Brassicaceae
Product: zinc finger CCHC domain-containing protein 8
Biological process (GO): RNA processing
Cellular component (GO): catalytic step 2 spliceosome
Molecular function (GO): RNA binding
Source: RefSeq, a predicted model, not a curated record
GACCAACGUUUUGGUAAGCCUACAGUAAGGGGGUGUGUUGCGCAGCAUAAGAUUAUUGACUCUUAUGCUUAGGCGAAUGAAUAAAAAAUAUAGCCUUCCUUCCUUCCUUCCUUCCUUCCUUCCGAAUCUCACAGAUCUAUCUAUCGCCAUUGUUGCUGCUUCCUGUACUCCUCUCCUGCUUCCUUAAACUCGCGCUGAGUAGAUGGAAGCUGAGAGCAUGGGAAGAGAUUUAGAUCUAGUGGAAGAGAAUUUGAUAACUGUGGGUGGCGAAAUAUCAGCAGAGCAGGUUGUGGCGGUAGAUGAGAAACUGUGCAUCCACAAGGAGACCGCUUUGGAUGUUAGUUCUGAUUUGGGUGUUACAAGACCCCAAUCAGUGUCUGACCAACAGCAACCUACUGUCCAUGUUACUUUUAAGCACUUAACCAGAGCUAGUAAGCAGAAGCUGGAAAGUUUAUUACAGCAAUGGUCAGAAUGGGAGGCGGAAUAUACUUCACUGGCUCAGGAUCAAGAACAGCCAUUAGAAUCUGGCGAGGAGACGUUUUUCCCCGCCUUACGCUUUGGAUUGAAGAAGACGUCGUCUGUGUCAUUCUGGAUCGACAAUCAAACUGGUCCUAAGCCGUUGGAAGAGUUUGUCCUAGUGGAAAGUAGCACCACUCCUCUAUAUGACCGUAAAUUUUCACUUGGUUCGAAUUCAGCGGGUGGACCAAUCAGCUUGCAAGGGGGAGUGGAGAUUAUUGAUGAUGAUCCUCCACGUUGUUUCAAUUGUAGCGGCUAUAGUCAUUCCUUGAGAGAAUGUCCAAAGCCUUUUGACCGAGCAGCAGUUAAUAGUGCCCGGAAGCUUCAGAAAUCCAAACGAAAUCAGAACGCUGGGUCUCGUCUACCAUCGCGAUAUUAUCAAAAAGCUCAAAGUGGAAAGUACGAUGGCUUGAAACCAGGCACGCUUGAUGCAGAGACACGCCAGCUUCUGAAUCUUGGGGAACUAGACCCACCUCCAUGGCUUAACAGAAUGCGAGAGAUUGGCUACCCUCCGGGAUACUUAGCUCCAGAAGAUGAUCAUAUGUCUGGAAUCACUAUAUUUGGAGAUGAGAUGGAGGAGACUCGAGAGGAAAUAGAGAGUGAAGAUGGCGAAAUCUUGGAAAAAACCAACCCUCCUGAGCCACAAAUGAAGAUGACUGUCGAGUUCCCUGGGAUUAACGCUCCAUUGCCAGAAAACGCAGAUGAGUGGCUUUGGGACGCAGCUGCUGCACCUUCGCAUAGGAGCAGCAGAAGUAACAACAACCGAUGGCAGCAGAGAACAAGCAGAGGACAUGAUUACAGAGACGAUGAUCAGCUCGGUUUUGAACCGUCUAGUUAUCCUCCAAGGUAUGGUAGUAGAAGUGAUUACGGGUAUGGCUCAAAAGAUCGUAGGUCUAGAUCAAGAAGCCCAAUCAUGGAAAGAUCGCUAACCGAGAGAAGUAAGAGGGAUUAUUAUUCUUCUCGUGAUUCUGAUUUCAUGGACAGAGAUAGAAACAAAGAUAGGAACAGAGGAUGGGACAGGGAUAGAGACUGGGACAGAGACGAUAGGAACAGAGACAGAGGAGAUAGGGAUAGGGAUAGAGACUGGGACAGGGAUAGGGACGAUCGUGAUUGGUCUUAUAGAUUAAGCAGCAGAAGAUGAAUGGUGAGGUUGUAGCUGUGUUUGUGUUGUGAUUUGUUGUUGUAUCAUGUCAAUGAAUGUGUGGUAGCUUUUGUUUACUAUUCAGAUUUUGGAUUUUGUUUGGGACAAGAUAUGAUGAGACCGGUUUGGUUAUGUCUUUUCCUAUUAAACAAUUUUUUUUCGCUAAAAGUAUUAAACAAAGUUA